This is a messenger RNA of Dracunculus medinensis (Guinea worm), 1029 nucleotides long. Lineage: Eukaryota; Metazoa; Nematoda; Chromadorea; Rhabditida; Dracunculidae. The record is from the annotation of a GenBank genome assembly.
AUGCUUGCAAAAACAUGUGAAACGAUUGGCCUUCCGGAUACGUCAAAUCGAAAAUUGCUAAAAGACGAGAAAAUAAAAGAAGGACAUAGUCCAAAUAAUUCAUCAAACGAGCCAAAAAAAGACGACUUAAGUCCAUUAUCGAAAAAGAAAGAAGAACCGAAAAGUCCACACCACAGGAGUCAUAGUCCUUUAUUGGGAAAAAAGACGCCUGUAUCAUCCGAACCAUCAACAAGCACAGCUUCUCUGCAGCCAUUAUUAAUGAAUGGUCGCUAUCCUAUGUUUUCAUCAUUUGCCACCGGUUUUCCACCAUUUUAUCCACCAGUGAUGCCAACUUUUCCUACUUUGCCCGCAUUCACAGGAGCAUUUCCAACUGGUGCACCUUUUUUACGAUGUCCAGAUCCGAUAACAUGUAAAGGUUGCCCUGCAACAAUGAUGUCACGACAGUGCGUCACACCUGGUUGUACAAGUUGCACUCUGCAUAAUCCUGGUUCGUCGUCGGUUGACAUGAUGAUGUUUUCUCCAUCUUUAUUUUCUGCUUACAGUCCUUUAAUGGCCGCACCUCUUCCACCAACUUCUAAACAUUUAAUAAUAGGGAUGAUCCGAGAAAAAAAAAGCGAAAUUUUUAGUUCAUCAGUGCAAAUAGCUUAUCAAAAUAUGAUGGCUGCUGCAUCAGGUCAAACAACAAAACACAUUUGCAAUUGGAUCGAAUCCAAUAGCAUUUGUGGAAAAUCUUUUCCAUCAGCUGAUGAAUUGGCUACUCAUAUGAAGUGCACACACGCGACUUCAAGCACUCCAUCAAAUAUAACGGUGGACACUAAAUCAGCAUCACCCCGAUCAUCAACAACUUCAGUGAUGAACCAUAAUUCUUUAAGGUUCCAUCCAUAUAUGAAACCGAAUAAUUUAUUGCCGAACGCAAUAUCUAGCCCACUUGGCCUUCCGUCUUUUCCAACAUUACCUAGCUUCCCCUCACCCGCUGCUUUUCAAGCGAUGUAUCGACAAGGUAUGAUGGCAACAAUGCCUCAUCACUGA